Messenger RNA from Lates calcarifer (barramundi perch), 3413 nucleotides. Its product is annotated as probable polypeptide N-acetylgalactosaminyltransferase 8. The coding region runs from base 191 to 2110 and encodes 639 amino acids. The record is from RefSeq and is a predicted model, not a curated record. The transcript has 11 exons. Gene Ontology annotation, cellular component: Golgi apparatus. Lineage: Eukaryota; Metazoa; Chordata; Actinopteri; Centropomidae.
AUACACCUGCGCCUAAUAUGGAAAGGCAGCAGGAGGAGCACAGGUCACACCUCGCGAGUUCAGAUGAAAUCACAAUUGAAAAUAUUAUUAUGCACUCCUCGCAAACCGCCUGGCUGAACCUGUUAGUCCAGUAAAUUGAAGAUCUGAUGUUUCUCUUUCUGUGCUGGUGGUCAGUCGGUGGUUUAUCAGUAUGAGGGGAGUGUGGUUAAAGCGGCAAGUAUUAGUCCUGCUGGGGAUUGGGCUCGUCUUCUUCUUGGGCACGCUUUUUAAGAGCGGAUAUGAGCACGCGCCAGGGACCAAAGAGCUGGACUCACCUGCAAUGAUCAGGAGUUUUUCCGACCUGCAGGACAGCAUCAGCAAUCUCCACAAUGUAAUCCGAGCUCUUGGGCAAAAGCAUGAUUCCAUGCAGAAAAUGCUGGAAGAAGACAGAGAGAGACAUAGAAGAGCUGCAGAGGUCCAACAGCAGCCACCGGUCCAACAGCAGCCACCGGUCCAGCAGCAGCCAGAGCAGAAAGAGCAACCCGCACCAAAGAUCCAAGAACAAAAGGAGGCACCCAAGGCAAAAAAGUCCAACAAACUGUACCCCAACUCUGCUCUGUUCAAGGAGUGGGGUGAGAAUCUGUCAGAGGAUGACCAAAAAGAGGCGCAGGCUUUGUUUGAGAAGUACGGAUACAACGUUUUUCUCAGCGAUCGCCUUCCUCUAGAUCGAGUUCUUCCAGAUACCAGGGAUCCAAGGUGUGCAAAAAAGAGUUACCCAAAAGACCUGCCCAGUCUUGCUGUAGUGCUAAUCUACCUGGACGAAGCCCUGUCUGUCAUCAAACGAGCCCUGCGAAGCAUCAUUGACCGCACCCCUAAAGACAUACUGAAGGAGAUAAUAAUGGUGGAUGACAAUAGCUCUAAUGAAAACCUGAAGGGGGACCUUGACGCAUAUGUGAAGAUGCUUGAGGAGCAAAACCCAACUCUUCGUAUUAUUAGAGUGAGGCACAAUGAGCAGCAAGGCCUCGCAUACGCCAGGGCCUCUGGGUGGAGAGCUGCUACUGCUGAUGUGGUGGCCAUCCUGGACGCACACAUUGAAGUCCAUGAGAUGUGGGCUGAACCCAUACUGACACAGAUCAAGAGCGACAGAACAGUGGUGGCGUCCCCUGUGUUUGACAGAGUCAACUUCGAUGACCUCAAGGUCAUUCAAUACCUUCCAGCAGCGCACGCCUUUGACUGGGCUUUGUGGUGCAUGUAUGAGGGUUUUGCACCUGAGUAUUACAAGCUUAACGACAGCUCACUGCCUGGGAAGAGUCCAUCUGUCAUGGGAAUCUUAGUUGCUGAUAGGAAGUUUCUAGGUGAAAUUGGAGUCCUUGAUGAAGGAAUGAAAGUGUACGGCGGAGAAAAUGUCGAGCUGGGAAUUCGUGUUUGGACAUGUGGAGGCAGUAUUGAAGUAGUUCCAUGCUCCAAGAUCGCCCACAUCGAGAGGUACCACAAGCCCUACCUGCCGGACCUGAGCCCAGCCAUGAAGAGAAACGCCCUGAGGGUAGCAGAAAUCUGGAUGGAUGAAUAUAAACACAACAUCAACCUGGCCUGGAACUUGCCAUUUAAGAAUCAUGGAAUUGACAUUGGGGAUAUCACUGAGAGGAAAAAACUCAGAGAAAGGUUGAACUGUAAACCUUUCAAAUGGUACCUGGACAAUGUGUAUCCCAAGUUGGAUCCCUGGGACAACCUACUUGCCUAUGGAGGAAUGAAGAAUCUUGAUGCUGACAUGUGCAUAGACCAAGGCCCAGUGCCAGGUCACACACCCAUUGCCUACACCUGCUACUACUAUGGACCUCAAUUUUCAUAUUACCGCCAAACUGGUGAGCUCUAUAUUGGUGGCAUCAAGUCCCACAAGUACAACGACAACCGGUGUUUAACUGACACUGGCACAAAAGAAACCGAGCCUGGCCUUUACAACUGCAAAGAGGCCAUGCAGAAAGGAAUGGGGAUAUACUGGGAUUUCACUCAGGGCAAAGAACUGAGGAACAGACAGACAAAAAGAUGUCUUGAGAUUAAACAGGGCACACUCCUGAUACAGGAAUGCUCUGGCCAAAGAUGGCAAAUCCAAAACAUAAUCAAACCCUUUUAAAGUGUCUGUGUGGAAAACAAGAAGUUCUCUGCUCGUAAGUCAGUUGACAGUAAAAUGUAACCAAAAGAAUGCUUGUAAUUAUUUGAAUGUUCUCUUAUUUGGGAAGUAAAAAGUCAUUGAUUUUGUAAAUCGUAAGUUAGAGUUUAAGAUUAAUACUGACCAUGAUUUACUAAAGCACAAAGAGAUGUUAUAAUUCCUUUUGGAAGCAGGUGACUGGAAAAAACAAAAAAACAAAAACUGACACAAGUGAGCAAAUCCCUUGUUGUUUUGGUCUACAAAAUUAUGACUAAUGAUUAAAUGUGUCAGUGUGUUCAUAGAGGAACAUAUCCACUAUUAUGCAGCUUAGUAGCAAGUUAUUUGUUUUUCAGGGAUUUAGCCUUCCAGUUCAAGGACACCAAAUAUAUACAAUCAAAGCACAAAUACUAUUAUAUAAUUUUUGGACUUUCUUCAUAUCAAAACCUGUGAUGUGGCAAAAGUAAUGGGUUUAAGCUUUGUCUUGUUUUGGUGUUUAAUAAAGUUUAAGCAGCAGUGAUCAUAAAACAAUAAUGCUCUUAGUGAGAUGUAGUUGAUAUGAUUGUUGUUAAGCUUCAAAGGACUUUUAGUGAGAGUUCAGUGUAAAUGUUAAUUUACAGGUUUUAGUUCUGUAACAACUAAAGCAACAAAUGCUACAUUUCUUUGUAAUUUUAUGAAAUACCUUUGGUACUGUUGGGUAAAUAUCAAGUUUGAAAAUGUAAAUUAUUUUUAGUAAUGUAUUCCUUCAUCCUGUGCAUUGUCAUCUGUUAGAACAGUGUCUUUCAUGCAGAGAGGGAGUAAGGUGAAGGAAAAAUAAAUGAAGUAAAGGCCAUUGAAGGUAUAAAGGGUUUACAGAUUUACAGUUUACAGUCUAAACAUCAAUGUGCAUGUCUACAUGUUUUAUCAGCACUGUGAGCAGUGCACAGUUCACUGGAUUAUUACCCAUGCAGAACUGAAUAACCAAAAUUCUUCUGCAAAGUCUCCUUCAUAGAUUACAUAUUUCUCACCACAGCACUACAGAAUGGGAUUAUUAAAGAUUUCUUCAUUUAUUGUUGAUUGUCCACAUAAGGUUACAAUUUUUAAAAUCCUACUGGUUUAUUGAGGCUUUUUUUUUCUUAAUCCUGAGAAUGUUUGUAAGGGUUAACUGGUUCAAAGUUUAAUUGAUUUGUUUGGUGACUUACACUAUCUAUACUGAUUUUUGUACAAUUAAUAAUAUAUUGUCAAAUUGUUAAUUAUUUAACUCAGUUGUUAUAUAAAAUGUGUUGAGGUAUAUAAAAAAAGGUUGCAUAUA